Messenger RNA from Neltuma alba, 2248 nucleotides. RefSeq names its product serine/threonine-protein kinase STY46-like. The record is from RefSeq and is a predicted model, not a curated record. The transcript has 16 exons. Bases 197 to 1921 code for a protein of 574 amino acids. NCBI's taxonomy places the organism in Eukaryota, Viridiplantae, Streptophyta, Magnoliopsida, Fabales, Fabaceae. Gene Ontology annotation, molecular function: protein serine/threonine kinase activity; ATP binding. Gene Ontology annotation, biological process: protein phosphorylation.
CCCCAUCAACGCAGCCCCCGUGAAGAGCAAGGUUUUUUCCUUAUAUAUGCACUCUCAUAUCCAUAUCCUCCGUCUUUCACGAUCGAGCCAUUUUCACUGCUGCAUGUACAAGCGUCCAUAGAUCUCCGCACCAAUCUCCGUUGCUGCUCUUUUCUUUCGUUUGAAUUCACACCUGUAUUUCCUUGCCAUCCAUUCCAUGCUCAUGGAUCAGGCUGACGCCGGCAGAGUUCCUGCUGUGUCUUCAACGCCUCAAAGUCGGCAACAGAGUCACAAGUUCAGAGUGUACCGCGAGGUUCUUCGUCGCCUCAAGAACUCCAACAACGACGAGGCUAUGCAGCCUGACUUCGACCAUCAACUUUGGGGUCACUUCAACCGCCUCCCAACACGGUCUCUACAAUAUGCAUUGGAUGUUAAUGUGGAAAGGGCAGCAGAUGUCCUCACGCAUAAGAGACUACUGCAUUUGGCUCAUGACCCUGCCAAUAGGCCUGCAAUUGAAGUUCGCCUAGUCCAGAUUUAUCCCAUAUCUGAUGGAAAUUCAGCUGACUCCAUGCAUUCAGAUGUACCUAGGGAAGAAGCUUGUGAAACCUCUCCAAAGUACUCAAGGAGAUUGAGUAUUCACCCUCCUCCUGCUUUUGGUUCUUCUCCUAAUCUUGAAGCACUGGCACUUGAAGCUAAUAAAUCUGAAUAUGAGGAACACUCUGUGCAUGGGAGUGCUAAUCAUUCUCAGCCCAUGCAUGAAAUCACCUUUUCUACAGAUGACAAGCCAAAGCUUCUCAGUCAGUUAACCUCUUUGCUGGCUGAAAUUGGUUUAAACAUCAGAGAGGCACACGCCUUUUCCACUACUGAUGGCUACUCACUAGAUGUGUUUGUUGUUGACGGAUGGCCCUACGAGGAAACACAGCAGCUUAAAGCAGCUUUGGAGAAAGAAGUAUUGUUGAUUGAGAGGCAAGCAUUUCCUACUCAGCAAUCAGGGUUUUAUGUCGGUAAGACUGAUCAAGGGGAGAUGAAAUGUGAAGAAGGUCAUUUGGUGAUACCAAAUGAUGGGUCAGAUGUUUGGGAGAUAGAGCCUAAACAUUUGAAAUAUGGAAAUAAAAUUGCAUCUGGGUCAUUUGGUGAACUGUUUAGAGGUACAUAUUGUAGUCAGGACGUGGCCAUCAAGGUUCUCAAGGCAGAGAAUGUAAGUUCAGAUUGGAAGAAAGAGUUUGCCCAGGAAGUCUAUAUCAUGAGAAAGGUUAGGCACAGGAAUGUUGUGCAAUUUAUUGGAGCAUGUACCAAGCCACCGCACUUUUGCAUAAUAACAGAGUUUAUGAGUGGUGGAAGUGUGUAUGACUAUUUGCAUAAGCAGAAGGGUGUUUUUAAAUUUCCGUCCCUGCUCAGAGUAGCAAUUGAUGUUUCAAAGGGAAUGAACUACUUGCACCAAAAUAAUAUUAUCCAUAGAGAUUUGAAGGCUGCUAAUCUUUUGAUGGAUGAAAAUCAUGUUGUCAAGGUUGCUGAUUUUGGUGUUGCUAGAGUGAAAGAUCAAUCCGGAGUCAUGACAGCAGAAACUGGUACUUACCGGUGGAUGGCACCUGAGGUUAUAGAACACAAACCAUAUGAUCAAAAGGCUGAUGUGUUUAGUUUUGGAGUUGUUUUGUGGGAAUUGCUCACUGGAAAGCUUCCAUAUGAAUAUCUGACCCCACUACAGGCUGCAAUAGGAGUGGUUCAAAAGGGCCUCCGACCCACGAUCCCCAAGAACACACAUCCAAAAUUUGUUGAGCUUCUUGAGAGGUGUUGGCGGCAAGAUCCAACAUUAAGACCUGAUUUCUGUGCAAUUAUUGAGAUCCUGCAGCAAUUAGCUAACGAGAUCGGAAAUGAUGGAGAGGAUAGGCGGAGGGAGAAAUCUGGAGGAUUUUUUUCUGCCCUCAGAAGAGGUCAUCACUGAAAAAUAGGAGAAUUGAUGAUGUCUGUAGCGGAAAUCUUUUCACUGUUUAGAUUGAGCUGUACAGUCUCCUCAAACCACCUAAUUGCCUUCUUGCACUGGUUUUCCUCACCUUUUAGCAUUUUCAAAAAAGAAACACCAAUUUCUGCUAAUAUUAACAUUCAACGAAUGUUGCCACAAAAAAAAUGCAAUGAAUAUAUCUCUGUAAAUUUCAAUUCCUUAAUUCAAGAAGAAAUUGGCCGAUAUACGUCUUGUAUAUAUAUAGCCAUGCAUGACUCAAUGGUGGCACUCGCGUUGUUUCUGGGAUAAACUGCGACGGCCUUGUCUGUA